Molecule: messenger RNA, 1023 nt
Organism: Rubroshorea leprosula
Lineage: Eukaryota; Viridiplantae; Streptophyta; Magnoliopsida; Malvales; Dipterocarpaceae
Source: the annotation of a GenBank genome assembly
AGAACAUGUUGGAGAAGGAGUGAUCAGAUCCGGUAGAGUUUUGGUGUUUUUUUUUUUUUUUUGGGAGAAUCUGGCCAUUGUCUCUUUCAAGGGGGGGAAGCAUAGGAUGGUCCAAAGGUGAUAGUAUAAAGAGAUAAUUGCUUUCAAUGCCCACGCGUGGCAUAGUGAUAUUCCUUCACCUCCCCAUAUUUAAUGUCAUUAGGUGGUUCCAUUGAUCACUCACAAGGCUACUAUCACAUUGUCAGCAACCACCAAUCUCUUCCCUCUCAGAAGGCUUUGGACAAGAGAGAACGAAGAUGGUAAAGUUUUCCAAGCAGUUCGAGGGGCAGCUUGUUCCUGAAUGGAAAGAGGCCUUUGUCGAUUAUUGGCAACUGAAGAAGGACCUCAAGAAAUUCCAUCCCCUUAACGAGACACCAGCACCUCCCAAAAAACAACAUACUUCUUUAGUUAGUACCAUCUUAUCCUUACAAGAGAAGCUCUCUUCUUUUUGCCAAAAAAAUACGGACCAUGGAGCAAUUCAUGUUCAUAGAACGCUUGCAUCUUCAGCUGGCAAAAACGAUGUGUAUGAGACAGAAUUGCUGGAGCAAUUCUCAGAUACUAAUGCUGCCAAUGAAUUCUUCCAAUGUUUGGACAUGCAGCUGAACAAAGUGAACUGGUUUUACAAAACAAAGGAGAAAGAAUUUUUGUACAGAGCGGAGUCCUUGAAGAAACAGAUGGAGAUUCUCAUCGAGCUCAAAACUGCCCUCAAGCAAAAGAGUAGCAAAGGAGUUUCUCCUCAGGACUUCAAUGAGGAUGCUUCUAUUUCUUGCACAAUUUCAUGUGGUAAAUGAUCCUUUUUCUGUCUAAAGUGAUAGCAAAACUCAAAAUUUCAAGCUUGACAUGCUAUGCCAAACUCCAAGGAUGUUUUAACUUUUAGGUUAACUGUCAAUAUUGGUCCCUCAACUUUAAAGUUUUUUAUAAUUUUCAUCCCUUAAUUUUUUAUGUACUUUUUUAGCCCUCAUUUAUUAAAAAUGUACUUUUUUU